UUGCUUUUUUACAGGUUAAAAGCUUAAAUUUGACCUCACAGCCAUCAAAUUGAAGCCCUGUAAAUCGGCAAAGGCAAGGAAAAGCUUUAACCUUUGCUCUGUUUCACAGGUGAGCGAGAGCUUUUGAAAUUUAGUGCUCCAAUGUUUUGGUUGAGGCGGCUCGUCUUCUGCAAUAGAAAGAGAAAAGUGAGAGGGAUAGUGUUCGACAUGGACGGAACCCUAACUCUUCCAGCAAUCGAUUUCCCUCAAAUGUAUCGCGCUGUUUUAGGAGACGAUCAUCCUGAUAUUAAGUCCGGAAGAGUUUCGAGCAUUGAUAUUCUUCAGGAAAUACAAGAUUGGAGCCCUGAAAAGCAGAACAAAGCAUAUGAGAUCAUCACAGACUAUGAGCGCCAAGCCCACGAUCGACUCCAGAUAAUGCCAGAUUUGGCAAAGUAUUUGGGAUGUUCAGGUGUGUCCUCAAUUCUGGUGGUUCAUGAUUUGGAAAUCCACAAGCGAAUCUUUCAGGUUGACAAUCUAUUAUGUUGGUGUUCUUGAGCUCCAGUAAAGAGAUGAUGAUGAUUCUAGUAAUUCAUGUUGUUGCGAUUGUUGUGGUACAAUUCACAUUGCUUGUGAAUGUUCCUAGAUCGUGUUGUAUUUGUGUUGUUGGUCCACAUUGAUCAUUGUGCACGAUAUUGAUCAUUUUCUUGAUUCGGUGGUGUUCUUCGUGUUAUGCGACAUUUAUGGAGUUGUAGAGUGUUGUGGAUGAUUGAGACAUAGUUCUUGGAGGUGUUUUAUAAUUGUGGUGUUGAUUUGGGUCCAUACUAUGUCUAAGGCGACAUUGUUUUGGUCCGCAUGUGUUGUUGUAGCAUGUGAGGUUAUUAUUUUGUAAUUUAUGUUGUGGGUUUAGCUGACCUUGAAAUAUAGGUUGAUAAUUUGUAUAUAUACAUGUAAUAUUCAUUUGAGAGAAGCAUCUACAUGUGCGAAUAUUGUAUUGAUCACUUAGAAGGAGAAGAGAAGAGUGAAGAGGUGUGAAAGAAUGUGUAGAAAUAUAAGAGCAAAGUUUGGGUAUAUGUGCUUAACCGAAACUAUAGUCAAGCAUUAGGAGAUAUUAUUUUCUCAAUUCAUGUAAUCCAAAUUGUUGUCUGAAUCUUUUGU
This is a messenger RNA of Cryptomeria japonica (Japanese cedar), 1134 nucleotides long. Its product is annotated as haloacid dehalogenase-like hydrolase domain-containing protein At2g33255. NCBI's taxonomy places the organism in Eukaryota, Viridiplantae, Streptophyta, Pinopsida, Cupressales, Cupressaceae. The transcript has 2 exons. The coding region runs from base 142 to 534 and encodes 130 amino acids. The record is from RefSeq and is a predicted model, not a curated record.